Messenger RNA from Didymodactylos carnosus, 1128 nucleotides. The record is from the annotation of a GenBank genome assembly. Lineage: Eukaryota; Metazoa; Rotifera; Eurotatoria; Philodinida; Philodinidae.
AUGGUUGGAGGGAGUACACAAAUGGCUACACAAUACAUACCAUCUGAUGCACCACGUAUUAUUGAUAUAGUGGAAGGCUAUCGUCGUUCAAAACUUCUAUUUACUGCUGUAAAAUUAGGUGUAUUUGAUGAGUUAAACACCGGACCAUGCACAGCUGAAGAGUUAGCUGCUAAACUUCGUGCAAAUCCAAAACUUUUAAAAUCAGAUACUGCUAAGUCAGACCGUUUGAAGAGAAACAUUUUAAGACGACUUCUCGAUGCUUGUGUUGCAUUAGAGUUGUUGACAUAUGAAAAUGGAAAGUAUCAGAAUGCGACAGCAGCAAGUGAAUAUCUUGUCAGCACUCAUCCAAAUUCAAUAACUGGCUAUGUAAACCAUGCCGACCGUGUCAUGUAUAACUUAUGGGCACAUUUGGAUGAUGCUGUCACAGAAGGCACAAAAAGAUGGAUCCAGGAAUACGGUGGUCAUCUCACAGAUGUAGCUGAUAACCACUAUGGGAGCGAAGAGAAAGAAAAAAAUUUCGUCAGUGUCUCAUCAAAAAUAGUACACUGUGAAAAACAAAUUGAAAAAUUGCAAUCAACCGUCGAUGAACUGGAUAACACUGCAACAGAGCUUUAUGAGUAUGUUGACGAAUUAGAAAUGAGAUACAAUGAAUUAGAACAAUAUAAUAAACGAAAAAAUUUGAUCAUCCCUGGGAUUUUCGAAACAUUAAACGAACAUACUGAUAAAAUUGCUGUGGAUAUUGCUAAAUCGAUCGGUCAUUCAUUGUAUGAAAAAUCAAUUUAUGCAUCACAUCGGCUACCAACUAGCAAUAAAAAUAUUCCUAGACCAAUCGUUAUAAAAAUAAAUGACAUAACAUCAAUUAUAAUAUUUCCACGUUAUGCACGUUGUUUUAUUUUAUUUGUUAUCAAUGUACCCUUGGUAUUAGGACCAUCCGAUAUGGAUAUUAUACGUUUUUUACAAUCAACUUCAUUAAUUAAUAAAGCGGAACUAAUGGGGAGAAAAAAUGCGGAACAACCUGUACCAUCGGUAUAUGGAAUUCAGUGUCAGGGUGCUGCCUUGUAUGACUAUGUCAGAAGAGAAGUUGAACAUCAGUCGUAUAUGAUCCAGCAUUACGAGCAGAUAUUGUGA